AUGUCGCCCACCCAAACGUCCCCGCUGUUGGCCGUCGACAUCGGCAACACCCGCAUGAAGUUCGGCCUGUUCGACUCGGUCGACCGAACCGAGAAACAGUUACCCAGCCCCGACCGAACCUUCGAACUCUCGACGCUCGACGAGCCGUUCGACGACUUGAUCAACUGGCUACAACCCCACGAUCUGGAAUCGCUCGCCUGGCGCGUCGGCACGGUGAACCUGCUUGGUUCCACGCGGUUGAUCGCUUGGCUGCGCGAACGCGAUGCGGCUCGAGGGUUGAUGAUGCUGGCUCGCGACGACUUACCGCUGGAAGUGGAUCUCGAACGCCCCGACAUGGUUGGGGUCGACCGCUUGCUGGCCGCCGUAGCGGUGAAUCACCUCCGCAAUCCCGAGAAGCCGGCCGUGAUUGUCGACUUGGGCACGGCUAAUAAGGUCGACUUGAUUUCCGAUUCCGGUGUGUUUCGCGGGGGGUCGAUCUCCCCGGGCUUUGGCAUUGCCGCCCGGGCGAUGCACGAGUUUACCGAUCUACUCCCCCUGCUCGACAUCGCGGCCCUGAAUGAACCGCCCGCGGCGCUGGGCGUUUCGACGGUCACCGCAAUGCAGUCGGGUCUGUACUGGGGCACGAUCGGUGCGGUGAAGGAGCUAAUCGCCCGGUUGGGCGCUGAAAUUGGGCAAGCUCCUGAAGUGUUUCUUACCGGCGGGGCGGCCAAGUCGGUGUUGCCGCACCUUGGGCAGGACGUCCACUACGUGCCCGACCUGGUGUUGGCCGGUCGUGGGGCCGUGGCGACGGUGUUGGUCGAAGGACCGCAAGCCCUGGAGUUCGUCGCUCAGUCGUUCCAUCCCCGCAGCAAACAGCCGCUCGAUUCGUUCCCGCUGGGGCGGAUCAUCUUCGGAACCUGGCUCCCGACCGUGCAAGGUUCGGACGACUCAUCGCAGUCUGCCGGGGAAGAGCUGGUGGUCUGUCGCCUGGACGAUCACCGUAUCGAAGUCCACUGUCACGGCUCUCAGGCAGCCAUCGAGCAGAUCGUCGCUUCGCUCACCACGCAGGGCGCCGUCAGUCGUAACUGGCAAGACCACACCCGGGCUACGCACAACGAUGCGCUCGUCGCCGAGGCGCAUGUGGCGCUGGCCGCCGCACUGACCGACCGCGCGGCCGGCAUCCUGCUCGAUCAGGCGAACGGUGCGUUGUCGAAGGCCGUACGUGAGAUCGAUCGCGAUCUGAGCGAGGGCCGAAUCGAUCGAGCCAUCGAGCAGCUACAAAAUCUGCUGCAAUUCGCAUCCCUUGGGCUGCACCUCAUCCGGCCUUGGAACGUGGUGCUCUCGGGGCCUCCCAAUGUGGGGAAGAGCAGCCUGAUGAAUCGCCUGCUCGGCUACGAACGGGCCAUCGUAUUCGAUCAGCCGGGUACCACGCGAGAUGUGGUCACCUCGUCCGCAGCGAUCGAUGGUUGGCCCGUCGAACUGGCUGACACCGCGGGCAUACGCGAAAGCCGCGAUACGAUCGAGCACGAGGGAAUCACUCGAGCCCGAGCGCAUCUCUCCACGGCCGACAUUGUGCUGUUGGUAAGCGAUGCCAGUGCAACGACAGGAGAAGACGGCACGGCUGACGUACCCGAAGGCAUUCCGCACCUGCGGGUACUCAACAAAGUUGAUCUUCUCCCGCACCCUCCUGCUACAUCGGAAAACACCAUCGCCACCAGUGCGGUCUCUGGCGUGGGAAUCGAGCAGUUGCGAAACGUGAUCGUAACGCGACUGGUUCCACGUUUACCGCAAGUUGGCGAUGCCGUACCUUUCACCCCCUCGCAAGUAGAAGUUUUCCAAGAUGCGUUGAAGCUCGCCCCACAAGGCGAGGCCGAAACAGCUCAGCGAGCCUUGGCGGCGUUGCCGCACGACCGAAGCUUUCCGCUGAGUAGGAACUCGCGGCAAGUGCGACCCGUAUCUUCGAACGAGCCAAGGAUUGGUCACAGCAAACGUCACGCGUCGUUGGCGUUGGUUCAGGAGGAACUCCCGAUGCGUUGGGUAAUGAAUGGGCGGAUGAGUUCGCAACAACUUCUUGUGCGUACCGUGGCGAUGAUCUUCGUCGCCUACCUGCCACUAUGGGCCUUCGCGCAAGAUGCCAGUGAGCAAGGCGCCUCGGUCAAGAUCGUCCAGAAAAGUGGCGAUCAGCAAACCGAGCCUGAAACGGCCCAGCAAGUAACCCCGACCCCGGACGAUCAACCCGCAUCGACCGACAUCUCCCAGGCAGCCGAAGAGCUGGCCGGUGCAGAAGCGGCUGACGAAGAAGAAAUCACCGAUCCGCUGUUGGCCAAGUACAAGGUUGAGCCGGCUCGCCUUGGCGGAAUUCAACCGGGCACAUCUCGCCCUGAAGACACCAACGCCGAGUGGGGCGAACCCACCAAGGUGAUUCAGAACGACGGCGUCGAACAACGACUUUAUGCCGUCGAACCGUUCGAGCAAGUGGUGACCACCGUCGAGAACGGUGUGGUGGCUUCGAUCGUGGUGAACCUCAACCAGGCGUUCUCACCCGGUGACGUUGCCUCGCAGUUGGCGCUCUCCGAGUUCCGCCCGGUGGUCGUCCGCGACGGCACGGGAAGGCCCUUGGGACAAGCGUAUCCCGAGCGUGGAGUUCUCUUCGGCUUCGAUCCUGAAGCGGAAGAACCGGCCGUGGUGCAGAUUAUUCUCGAACCGAUCGACGCUCAGACCUUCAUCGCACGGGCCGAAAACCAACAAAUCGCCCAGCCUCAGUUGAGUUUGAACGACUUGGAAGUGGCCGCGCACCUCGCCCCGGAAGAAGUAAAAACCUACGCCCUGCAGGCUUCAAUCCUUUAUCACGUGGGAUUGACCGAAGAGGCCAUGACGGCCGCGAAGAAAGCCAUCGAGCUGAAACCCGAUGAACCCGCGGCGUUGCUCACUCGGGCAAAAAUCGCCAUGGAACUGGGCGACUACGACCUGGCGGCCGAAGAUUUGCAGAAGACCCUCAAGCUGGCCGGCCAAGGCGACCUGAUUCGGGCGCAGGCCAUUUUGCAAAAAGGCAACCUGUACACGCACGGACCCGAUCGCGACCUGAAGCAGGCCAUCGAGUUCCAUCUGCAGGCCAUCAAACUGGCCGAACCUCUGCUGGCCGACGAAUACCUGGCCGUGCAACAUGCGGCCGAGGAAGUCUCCAUCGAAGCACACUUGGCCGUCGCCUACGACGUGGCCCACGGCAACUGGCGGCGUCAGGAGUCGGUCGUGCCGAUGUGGUUGGACCGUGCCACACAACUGGCCGACGCCACCUCCAGCGGGCGACUUCGCUUGCGGCGACAAAUCGAUAUCUCUCGCGGGGCCCUGAAAGCUUCGCUUGGAUUGGGCGGUGAGUUGGACCAUAAGGGCUACGUGUUGCAAUCUCUGCGGGCGGCCAAACAACUGUUGGUCAAUUCAAACGAUCCCCUGGAUGAACACCAAUUGCAGUUGACCAUGGGGCUGAUGUUGUCCGACGCCGUGCGGAUCGCACAACUCCGCGGACUGGACGAUGAAGCCCUGAAGAACGGCAUCGUGGCCGAAGAAUACUUCACCAUGGCUCGCGAAACCUUGGGCGAAGAGCCACGCUUUGUGUUCUACGAAAGCCAAUUGCUGUUCCGCAUCGGAUCGGUGCACGCGUUGCAGAAAGAGAACCACAACAUGGCUGUGGAAUUCUUCGAUCGCUCGUUCCCGCUGAUUAAGGAAGCCCUGCCGUUUACGCCUCCAUCUGAAGUGGGCACCCAAGGCGAGGCCCUAGUGAGCAUGGCGGUUUCUUACUGGGAAGUGAAAGAUCGUGACUUGGCGCUGCGGCUAACCAACGCCGGAGCCCAACUCAUGGAACAGGCCGUGGGGGCCGGGCUAAUGGAAGCGGAAGCCCUCGAAGUGCCAUACACGAACCUGGCCAGCAUGCACCGUCACUUGGGCAACGAAGACGAAGCCUCACAGUUCGAGCGGAUGGCCACGCGUCCCAGCGAUACCGAGACCGAGUAA
Messenger RNA from Cladocopium goreaui, 3987 nucleotides. The record is from the annotation of a GenBank genome assembly. Lineage: Eukaryota; Dinophyceae; Suessiales; Symbiodiniaceae.